This is a messenger RNA of Salvia miltiorrhiza (redroot sage), 1845 nucleotides long. RefSeq names its product fumarylacetoacetase. The transcript has 13 exons. The record is from RefSeq and is a predicted model, not a curated record. Gene Ontology annotation, molecular function: fumarylacetoacetase activity. Lineage: Eukaryota; Viridiplantae; Streptophyta; Magnoliopsida; Lamiales; Lamiaceae. Gene Ontology annotation, biological process: homogentisate catabolic process; L-tyrosine catabolic process; L-phenylalanine catabolic process. Bases 262 to 1608 code for a protein of 448 amino acids.
AAUUUGUAAUGUCGGGUUCGGAUAGCCCCAAUUUUUGGGGGAGUAGAGAAAAUCUGAUACCUCUAGUUCUACCUAACACUCAAACUUGAAAAUCCAAACUCAUCAACUUUGAUUCUCAUUAAUAUUAUCCGACUCCAUUUCCGGCCCGCCUUCAUUUAUUAUAAACUAACUUUUUCACUCUUGCUCCUCACUCCCUCUCCGUCUCUCUCUCAUCUCCAGCGCUCCGGCCGACGGCAUCGUUUCAUCCGUCACUGGUUUGAGAUGGUGCUUAAGUCAUUCAUCGAAGUCCACCCGGACUCGCACUUCCCAAUUCAGAACCUGCCGUACGGCGUGUUCAAGCGCCAACCGGAUUCAGAGCCCAGACCGGGUGUUGCCAUCGGAGACUAUGUGCUGGACCUCUCCGUAGUUGCGUCGGCCGGUCUCUUCGACGGUCCCUUUCUCAGGAACUCCCACUGUUUCAAUCAGCCUAAUCUCAACAAUUUCUUGGAAUUGGGGCGUCCUGCGUGGAAGGAAGCUCGUACUACAUUACAAAAGCUAUUGUCAGCUGCCGAACCAAUAUUGCGCGAUAAUGCUAUUUUGAGAGAGAAAGCACUUGUGCCUACGAGCGAGGUCCAAAUGCUUCUUCCCAUUGCAAUAGGAGAUUACUCGGACUUCUUUGCAUCUAAACAUCAUGCAUAUAACUGUGGAGUUAUGUUUCGAGGCCCAGAUAACGCAAUCAACCCAAACUGGUUUCACAUCCCUAUUGCUUAUCAUGGACGUGCAUCAUCUAUUGUCAUCUCAGGCACUGAUAUAAUAAGACCAAGUGGGCAGGGCCAUCCAGCUGGCAAUUCUCUUCCGUACUUUGGACCUUCUCGCAAGUUGGAUUUUGAACUGGAAAUGGCUACUGUAGUUGGUCCUGGAAAUGAGUUGGGGAAGCCUGUGGACGUCAAUGAAGCUGCAAACCAUAUAUUUGGACUUGUCUUGAUGAAUGACUGGAGUGCAAGAGACAUUCAGGCAUGGGAGUAUGUGCCUCUUGGUCCUUUUCUGGGCAAAAGUUUUGGCACGACUCUAUCCCCAUGGAUUGUGACUUUAGAUGCUCUGGAACAAUUUGCUUUAGAUGCUCCACAGCAGAAUCCCUCUCCCUUGCCAUAUCUUGCGGAGAAGAAAUCCAAAAACUAUGAUAUUGCCCUGCAGGCCUCCAUUGUACCAGCUGGACAGAAAGAUGCCCAUGUCGUUACAAGAAGCAACUUAAGACACCUAUAUUGGACAAUAACUCAGCAACUUGCCCAUCAGACUAUCAAUGGUUGCAAUUUAAGGCCUGGCGACCUCCUUGGAACUGGAACUAUUAGUGGCCCUGAACCUGAUUCUUAUGGGUGCUUACUAGAGCUAUCCUGGAAUGGACAAAAACCUUUAUCUUUAGGUGGAACUACUCGUACGUUUCUGGAAGACGGAGAUGAGGUCAUUUUCACCGGCUACUGCAAGGUUAAGUUUCUUGGAAUAUUUUCUUUUUCUCUGCUGUGUGACUUUAUACCCCUUCCAACAAUAGAUUGUCUGACUCGAUUGCAGGGCGAUGGCUAUAACGUUGGCUUCGGAACGUGCUCCGGGAAAAUUCUUCCUUCGCUACCUUGACCUGCUCUGCAGUUUGCUGGUUCUGUUCUCGCCUGUCUCUCCAUGCUUUUCUGGCUUAUUCUCUCCAAACUUUUUGUUUGCUGCAAAGAUAUCAUUAUUGAAUUUUUGCAUUGCAGGCUUAUGGUUUGUGUACCAAAUUGUAUUUGAUGAUUGUUGUUGUAUGACUAUCAAUACUGAUUAUGAAACCGGUUAUCAUUUACCACUUGAAUCGGCAAAUAAUUCCAAUAUUAUAGAUCA